UUUGGCUCGUUCUGCCUGCGUUUCUUCAUCCGGACGUGACCAGCGACAGUAGAGGUUUGUGUCGUCUUCCUCGUUCCGAACGGUAGCUGGGGCUUCUCCCAAUAUGGCCAGCUCUGACCCUCGCUAUCCCUGCUCCUCGAUAGAGGACGACUUCAACUAUGGCAGCUGCGUGGCCUCUGCCAGCGUGCACAUCCGAAUGGCCUUUCUAAGAAAAGUGUACACCAUCCUUUCUCUGCAAGUUCUCUUAACUACCAUGACAUCUGCAUUAUUUUUAUACUUUGAGUCUAUACGGACAUUCGUACAUGAAAGUCCUGCCUUAAUUUUGGUGUUUGCCAUUGGAUCUUUGGGUUUGAUUUUUGCACUGAUUUUAAACAGAUAUAAACAUCCCCUUAACCUGUACCUGCUUUUUGGAUUUACACUGUUGGAAGCCUUGACUGUGGCCUUUGUUGUUACUUUGUAUGAUGUGUAUAUUGUUCUGCAAGGUUUUGUACUGACUACUGCAGUGUUUCUUGGUUUGACUAUGUAUACUCUACAAUCCAAGAAAGAUUUCAGCAAAUUUGGAGCAGGACUGUUCGCUGUUUUGUGGAUUCUUUGUUUGUCAGGAAUCUUGAGGUUAUUUCUUUAUAGUGAGACAGUGGAGUUGGUCGUGGCUGCUGUAGGAGCCCUUCUUUUCUGCGGAUUCAUCAUCUAUGACACACACUCACUGAUGCAUAGGCUGUCACCUGAAGAGUAUAUAUUAGCCUCUAUCAGCCUUUACUUGGAUAUCAUCAAUCUAUUCCUGCACCUCUUGAAGUUUUUGGAAGCAGUUAAUAAAAAGUGACUGAAAGUAGGAUACAGAAACUGACUCAUUAAUAAUACUUUAUUACUGAUUCAGUGAUAAAGUUAGAGGCAUAACUAUUAAAUACUUUUAUUAAUUUAUUGUAUGCUCUGUACUUCAGGGCUAUUACUGUAAUACAGUAGGUCCUUGGAUAAUGUCAUUUCAUUCAAUGUCAUUUCAAUAUUGAUGAGAAAAAAAUCGAUUCCCAGUCAGGGCCACUGUUGGCAUGACGUUUGAAAAUUCUCCCCAUGUCUGCAUGAGCUUUCUCUGGGUACCCUGGAUUCCUUCCAUGUCCCAAAGAUGAACAUGUUUGGUGAACUGGCACAUCUCAGUCGUCCCCGUCUGAGUGAGGGGGUAUGAAUGUGCUUCCUGAGCCGCUGAGGAGGCUCUGCUACCUGCCACUCUAAACUAGAGAAGUGGGUUGGAAAAGGAUGAUCUUACUUGUUUUUAUUGAUCUUUCUUAAAUUUGUAACUCACAUUUAUUUCAAUGUUUAAUAUUACAAGUGUUUUGGGUCUUUAUUAAAAAGUUUGGUAUGCUUUUGUGACCAGAACUAUGCCUAUGGUAAAACUGGUUUUGUUAAAUAUAUUGUUUUGCUUAAAGUUGCAGUUUCCAAGAACCUAUUGAUGACAUUAAAUGAGGACUUACUGUAUAAGAAUAAUUAUAUAUAAUAUAUAAUGUAGAUAAUAAUAUAUAUAAUGUGAUAUAAUAUGAUGUAUAAUGUAAUAUAUGUAACAUAACAUUACAACUGUAUUACUAUUAUAUGACAGUCAUUACAUGUAAAAUAUAAUAAAAUAUUAAAUAUAUAAUUACUAGGUUAUAUAAUAGUAAUAUAAAUCUUAUUAUCCUUUAUGGCAUCUCAUUUCUAAAUCCUUGAUUUAGAAUUUCAGGUAUAAGGGAUAUCUGAAAUCUUUAAAUAAAUUUUUCAAUGCUGAAUUUGCCAUACAUAGAUUGUUCAUCUGAAAUUAAAAAAUAAUUUCAUGAGUAGAUUAGAUUACAAAUAUCAAUUUAUCUUUGUCUAAUGAUUUUAUCUAAAUUUUCCUUUAAGUAACAGUAGAUUGGACUUUGAUUUUAAAGUACUUGUGUCCUUAUGAACAUAAAUUAUAAAUCUCCUUUUACAGGAUUUUAAUCUUAUUUAGAAAAGAAAUAUUAUAAAAGAUAAAUUCAAGAGAAUUAUUUAGUUAUAUUAAAAUGUUAAUGAUAUUUCAUUAUAAAAUGUAUUAACAAUAAGAAGCCUGCUUGAAAGUCAGAUAUUUUGACAUUAUUUUCUUAAGCACAGGUUUCAUUUUAAGAUUAUAGCAGUGAACUAAGGGCCAGUGAAACUUUGGCAAAUUCCCUCACUGUAUUAGUUUGUUAGGGCUACCCCAACAAAGUUCUACAGACUGGGUGGCUUAAUCAGAAAUUUAUUUUCUCCAUUCUGAAGGCUGGAAGUCCAAAAUCAAAGUGUUGGCAGGGCUGGUUUCUCUGAGGCCUCUCUCUUGGUGUGUAGAUAGAUAGUCAUACUCUCCUUGUGCCUUCACAUGGUCUUCUCACUGUACUUGUCUGUGUCCAGAUUUCUUCUUAGAGGGACACACCAUCAUUGGAUUAGGGCUCCCUAGUGACCGCAUUUUGCCUUAAUUACCGAUGUAGGAACCUAUCUCCAAAUACAGUCACAUUGUGAGGUACUAGGGGUUAGUACUUUGCAGUGGUCUGAUCUGAAUGUUUGUGUCCCACAAAAUUCAUAUAUUGAACGCUAAUGCCCAGUGUGAUGGUUUCAGGAGGUACAGCUUUGGGAUGUGAUUAGGUCAGGAAAGUUGAGCUUUCAUGAAUGAAAUUAGUAAAAAAAGAGACCCUGUAGAGAUCUCUUACUCCUUACCCCGUGUGAGGUUACAGUAAAGUACAGUCAUCAUCCCUCGCUAUAUCACAGUUCACUUAUUGCGGCUUCACUGUAUAUAGCGGAUCCUGAGAUACAGUGAAGCCGCAAUAAGUGAACCGUGGUAUAGCGAGGGAUGACUGUAGUGUCUGAACCAGGAAGAGGGCUGUUACCAGAGAUCAAAUCUGCUGGCACCUUGAUCUUGAUCUUUCCUACCUCCAGAAUUGUGAGAAAUAAAUUCCUGUUGUUUUAUAAACAGGUAAUUUAUAAUUACCCAGUCUCUACUAUUUUGUUAUGGCAGCCCUAAUAGACUAAGAUAGACUUCAUUUUAUGAAUCGGGGGAGAAGGGCACAACUCAGCCCAUAAUACUCGCUAAGCGUGAUUUUUUUCCAGCUGUCAAGUUGAAAUAAAUCAGUAAUAUGGUGCUCCAGCGGGGUGGCUUAGUUGCUUGAAGCAUCAUCCAUGCACCAGAAGGUCGCACGUUCAGUCCCCACUUGGGGCAUGUACAGAGGCAACUAAUCAAUGUCUCUAAUCAAUGUCUCCUUCCUUGCAUCCUUCUUUCCUGCCUCCAUUCUCUCCUUCCUCCUUUUCUUUCUUUUCUCUCUCUCUCUCCCCAUCCCCUACUCUUCCUCUAUCUCUAAAACCAAUAAACAUAUCCUCCAGUGAGGAUUAAAAAAACUUAGAAAAAAUUUGGUAGUGUGUAAUUAGCUUCUAGUGAAUUUUAGAUGUAAAUUUGACGAUCAUUAUCAAUUAACUAGUCAUUGAAUACAUAAUUGUAUUAAUGCUAUACUUACGUUUAACACAGCAUAGUGGGUAAGAGCAUCUAGAUCAGAAUCAUUGCUAUGCAAUUUACUCAUGUGGCCUUUGCCAAGUUAUUUAUCUUUCCAUACUUACGUCUUAUGCAUCACCUUUAUAAUGAGUGUAAUAGUACCUACCUUAGUGGCUGACACAUGAAUUAAAUGAGAUAGUUAUAGCAUAUAAACUAAGAGCUUAGUUAAUGUCAGCUGCUAUUAUUAAUAAUUUUUUCAGUUCAGCCCUGGCUAGUGUAGCUCAGUGGAUUGAGUGCGGACCUGCGGACCUGCGGACCUGCAAACCAGACAACCGUGGUUUGGUUCCCAGUCAGGGCACAUGCUUGGGUUGCAGGCCAGUUCCCAGCAGGGGAUGCAAGAGGGGCAACCACACAUUGAUAUUUCUCUCCCUCUCUCCUUCCCUUCCCCUCUAAAGAUAAAUAAAUACAAUCUUUAAAAAAAUUUUUUUUUCAGUUCAAAGGCAGAAUGUACUGAAUUGGCAGUAAAGAUAUUAAAUAAGCAAAAGCAGAUUUGACAUUUAAAAAUUGUAAAACAGUGCCACUGUUCUCAGUACAUUUUUUUUUUUUUUUGGUUUGGGAAAUACAUUUUUUUAAAUUUUUUAUUUAUUUUUAGAGGGGAAGGGAAGGAGAGAGGGAGAGAAAUAUCAAUGUACGGUUGCUUCUCAUGGAUCCCCUGC
This is a messenger RNA of Artibeus jamaicensis (Jamaican fruit-eating bat), 4152 nucleotides long. RefSeq names its product transmembrane BAX inhibitor motif containing 4 (gene TMBIM4). The transcript has 7 exons. Gene Ontology annotation, biological process: negative regulation of apoptotic process. The coding region runs from base 104 to 820 and encodes 238 amino acids. Gene Ontology annotation, cellular component: membrane. The record is from RefSeq and is a predicted model, not a curated record. NCBI's taxonomy places the organism in Eukaryota, Metazoa, Chordata, Mammalia, Chiroptera, Phyllostomidae.